GCGUCCUUGCCACUUUGUGCGUUUCCAUCCAGCAGGUGAAUUGAAGAAUGGAGGGGAACACGACGGUUUAUCCGGCGGGGUCGGAGUUCGACGUGCCCCGAAGCCCUGACAACGGCAGCACGGUGGGUUGGAACGGCACCGACUGGGAAGCAGGCGCCGAGUCCUACAACUUCGUUGCCCUCCUGCCCAUCCUGGUGAUCGCGGAGAUUCUGAUCGGCAACGCUCUGGUCGUCCUCGCCAUCUACAGGGAAAAGAACCUGAGGUCUAACACCAACUACUUUAUAGUCAACCUGGCGGUCACCGACGCACUCAUGGCCACUCUCGUCAUGCCGUUCGUCGUGUAUGUGGAGUUUCUGGGAGUGUGGCAGCUGGGUUUCCUGAUGUGUGACGUGUUCGUGGCGUUAGACGUGAUGCUGUGCACGGCCUCCAUCUUUAACCUGGUCGCCAUCAGCAUUGACAGGUUUUAUGCUGUGACGUGGCCAGUCCGCUACUCUAAGCACAAGUCCAACACCCGGCUGGCCAUCACCAUCACCCUGGUGUGGACCUUGUCUUUCGUCAUCUGCGCACCUCUUCUGUUCGGGUCCAACUACCCUGCUAAGGGAGAAAGGACUCCAGAAAUGUGCGGGAUUUUCAACAACAACUACAUGAUCUACUCGUCCAUGUGCUCGUUCUUCAUUCCCUGCACCGCCAUGCUGGUGCUCUACUACAAGAUCCUUAAGAAAAUCAAGGAGAGGUCGAAGAAAAUGGCCAAGAAGAUGCCGAAGUCUACUUCAGCCGGGAUGAUCUGCGGAGACACCGUGAUCGCCAACACCACCACCAGCUCAGGGAUCGCCUUGAAGGAAAACGGCGCGUCCAAGAAGACGUUGAGCACCCCUGUGUUGGACGGGCACGCAGGACACGCUGUCUCGGCAGUGGACGCGAACUCCCGUCCGUCCAGCGAGUCUGACAUCAGCGUUGCCAUGGCAGCAGAGACCACCCAGGCAGAGGAUCCGGCCAGGACACCCGGAAUCUCUCCCAGAUGCGCCAAGCUUCCCAAGACGCGUCUAGACGCGAUCAAGAUCAAGCUCAAGGGGAAGGUGAAGGACGAAUUUCCCAACAAAAGGGAACAGAAGGCCAUCAACGUCAUGAAAAUCGUCAUUGGAGUGUUCCUCAUCUGCUGGACGCCAUUUUUCGUCACCAAUGUCGUACGCGCAUGCUCCACUUGCACCAUUCCCGACGUCCUCUUCUCCAUCGUGACGUGGCUGGGUUACCUGAACAGCGGGAUGAACCCGAUCAUCUACACCAUCUUCAACCAGGAGUUCCGCUCUGCCUUCAGGAAACUGCUGUGCAAAACCCAUUAGAUCAAUGACAUUAGACGGAUCAAGGACAUUAGACAUACCGUCACCAUGAUCAUCUUAGAUACUCCUAAAUAGCCCCGCAAGGCUCAACGUAAGAGGGGUGGGGUGGGUAGAAGUCCCGGGUAGGCCUCCUGCCUGGUACGGAAGGACCCAAUGGUGGGAGCAAUUACCAGCGUGUCAGGCAGUAACCUCCUUCACCGGUGUCUG
Messenger RNA from Branchiostoma floridae (Florida lancelet), 1544 nucleotides. Its product is annotated as D(4) dopamine receptor-like. Gene Ontology annotation, biological process: adenylate cyclase-activating adrenergic receptor signaling pathway. Gene Ontology annotation, cellular component: membrane. The record is from RefSeq and is a predicted model, not a curated record. The transcript has 6 exons. Gene Ontology annotation, molecular function: dopamine neurotransmitter receptor activity, coupled via Gi/Go; G protein-coupled receptor activity. NCBI's taxonomy places the organism in Eukaryota, Metazoa, Chordata, Leptocardii, Amphioxiformes, Branchiostomatidae. The coding region runs from base 48 to 1340 and encodes 430 amino acids.